Molecule: messenger RNA, 1127 nt
Organism: Archocentrus centrarchus (flier cichlid)
Lineage: Eukaryota; Metazoa; Chordata; Actinopteri; Cichliformes; Cichlidae
Gene: psme2
Product: proteasome activator subunit 2
Exons: 11
Coding region: 157-894 (245 amino acids)
Biological process (GO): regulation of proteasomal protein catabolic process; positive regulation of endopeptidase activity; regulation of G1/S transition of mitotic cell cycle
Cellular component (GO): proteasome activator complex; nucleoplasm; cytoplasm
Molecular function (GO): endopeptidase activator activity
Source: RefSeq, a predicted model, not a curated record
UGCACCAUCCGAUAUCAAAUCGAAAGCAAAGUGAAUGAGGAAAUAAAGAAAUCCCACCAGAACCGACAUAUUGUCCUGUGUUGCAGCCGUCGGAGUGUAUUUGAACCCCUCCAGCGGAUAUAUCUGUAAUAAUAUAGUCGUAAAAAAGUUUUAGUCAUGUCAAAGGCAGCGACUCUGAAAAUAAGCGGCGCAAAUGCGGGGAAGGUGGACAGCUUCCGCCAGGCUCUGUAUCAGCAGGCAGAAAAUCUCUUCUCUAAUUUCAUCCCUCUGAAGAUUAUACAGCUGGACUCUCUGCUCAAGGAUGACGCUCUCAGCAUCACGGACACAACUUCCCUCAAGGCUCCUCUGGACAUCCCCAUACCGGACCCUCCCUCCCCUGAGGACGAGGAAAUGGAGACCGACAAAAACGAAGACGAUGAGAAGAAGAAGAAGAAGCCUCCCAAAUGUGGCUUCAUCAAGGGGAACGAGAAGAUCAUGAUGGUCCUGGACAGGGUGAAACCCGAGAUAGUCGCUCUUAGGGAGACCAUCAUCACGGUCAGCUGCUGGAUUCAGCACCUCAUUCCCAAGAUAGAGGAUGGAAAUGAUUUCGGAGUCGCCAUCCAGGAGAAAAUCUUGGAGCGAAUCGCUGCAGUGAGAACCAAAGUUGAUGGUUUUCAGACCAACAUCAACAAGUACUUCACAGAGAGGGGAGAUGCUGUGGCUAAAGCUUCCAAAGACACUCAUGUGAUGGACUACCGCUCACUCGUCCACGAGAAGGACCAGGCCAUCUACUCGGAGAUCAGAGUGAUUGUCCUUGACAUCCGUGGCUUCUACGCCGAGCUCUAUGACAUCAUCAGCAAAAACCUGGAGAAGGUGACCAACCCUAAAGGAGAGGAGAAGUCCUCCAUGUACUGAAGCUUCAGGGUAAGGGGAGAACCACUGGGACGGAUUCAAGCAACCUUCAGCUCCAUCGAUCACCCGCUAAACUCAGUAUCAAUCACAUAUCCGGCUCUCUCAGUUCAGCAAACAUUGAAUAAGUGGAUGGUGGUUUUAGUUCUGCUGUUUCAUGGUAACACUUUGGUUUUGUACCAAAAUUUGCACUAAAUUUGAAAUUGUAAUAAAGCAUGAAUAAAGGAAAGUGUUUUUCA